Molecule: messenger RNA, 978 nt
Organism: Coccomyxa subellipsoidea C-169
Lineage: Eukaryota; Viridiplantae; Chlorophyta; Trebouxiophyceae; Coccomyxaceae
Exons: 1
Coding region: 261-485 (74 amino acids)
Source: RefSeq, a predicted model, not a curated record
CAAUUAUUCCCAGAUUAAACAAGUCAAACCCAUAUUGGCCCAGGGCCUGAUGGGUGGCAACUACUAAUGCCCAAUUGAUCAUCUCUCCAUUUGGCCAAACCCCGUCCAAUACUCUUGAGGUCAUGCCAAAAAUGUCUGAAAACUCAAUGUGGUUCCCUACCACACUUAGAAGUCCUUGGCACGCUGUAAAGACUGCAGUCAAAAGCAUGCAUCACUUUAUCCAAAAGCACCGGUCUGCUGAUCUGGGUUAGUCAUUCCCAAUGGCCCUGGCUGACCUCAGGAUGCUGUCACAGUGGCUCGCAUCACAUGUCAUACAUACCGUAACCUCACAAAUACAAGAAGCAUUUGGUGGAGGGCACUUUCACAACCCCUGCCAGAUGACCAUAGCAUGUACUAUGCUGCUGAGAACUCAGAAAAUCAAUCAUGACAACUUCUGUAUAAAUGGUUGCCAUAUGGCACCCUUGCAAAUACCUGUGCAUUCAUAAGGACACCCCUAUCUAUGACGACCUGACCUCUAGAUCAGGGUCCUGUUGCAAAAUCAACUUGCUUCUAGCGUUGCCUGAUGACAGAAGAUCAGCGCAGUACAGCACAGAACAGCAAAUUAUCCCUAUCAAUACACUGCGAGAAUCUGCUGCACACUCUAGUACUAGAGUGACUCUAAUGAUCCUAAUGGCGGCCUCACGGCAGCACAUAUAUACAAACAGAGCUUGGAAUAAGCAAAUGAAAUCGCAUAACCCCUGAUGGAAUCGCACCGUCGAGGGUGCUUAACAGUCAGAUAACCUUUGACAAGGCUGCGCAAAUCGCUGCCACACAUGCGCAGGCAUGCUGAUGAGGAUAACCUGAAAACUUAAGUUGUUAUUGCCCUAAAACCUGCCUGACCUCAACCCGCACAAGAUGUACACACACCAGACACAUGCCUGACCCCUAACUUACCAAGCCUAAUCCUAAGCACAACCAGUCGUUCGCGAGGGCCUUCUG